GCUUUACGGCUGCCUCUCCCAGACGCGAGCCCGGGAGCGCCCACCGCCGGCAGCCGCGUCUCCCAGAGCCAGCCCCGCGGAGAGUGAGCGACUCGGCGCCCCGCCGCCCUCCCCGCCGCGCCCGUUCCGGCCCCCGGCGAUGUGACCGCGAGGAGGCGGCGCUGCCCCCUGGCCCGGGGGUCGAGACGGGCGGCAGGUGCCUGUGAGGCGGGCGGGUGCUGGGGGCCGGCAGGAUGGAGGAAAGCAUGGAAGAGGAGGAGGGGGGCAGCUACGAGGCGAUGAUGGACGACCAGAACCACAACAACUGGGAGGCUGCGGUGGACGGCUUCCGGCAGCCCCCGCCGCCCCCCUCGUCGAUCCCGGCCCCGGCCCGCGAGCCGCCGGGGGGACAGCUGCUGGCGGUGCCGGCGGUCUCGGCGGACAGGAAAGGCCCCAAGGAGGGGCUCCCGUUGGGGCCGCCGCCGCCGGAGGCCAAUGGGGUGAUCAUGAUGGUGAAGAGCUGCGACGCGGCCGCGGCCAAGGCGGUGCCCGCCCCCACCCCCAGCUCCACCAUCAACAUCAACACCUCCACCUCCAAGUUCUUAAUGAAUGUUAUAACUAUUGAAGAUUAUAAGAGCACAUAUUGGCCAAAAUUGGAUGGUGCCAUAGAUCAGCUUUUAACCCAGAGUCCUGGUGACUAUAUCCCCAUAUCCUAUGAACAGAUAUACAGUUGUGUGUAUAAAUGUGUAUGCCAGCAGCACUCAGAACAGAUGUAUAGUGAUCUGAUUAAGAAGAUAACUAAUCACUUAGAGAGAGUCUCAAAGGAGCUGCAGGCCAGCCCUCCAGAUGUCUAUAUUGAAAGAUUUAACAUAGCCCUUGGACAGUAUAUGGGAGCACUGCAGAGCAUUGUGCCUCUUUUCAUAUACAUGAAUAAGUUUUACAUCGAAACAAAACUUAACAGAGACUUAAAAGAUGACCUUAUAAAGCUGUUUACGGAACAUGUUGCAGAAAAGCACAUUUACAGCCUAAUGCCUUUACUUUUAGAAGCCCAGUCAACACCAUUUCAGGUCACACCUUCAACUAUGGCAAAUAUUGUGAAAGGCCUGUACACUCUCCGACCAGAGGUGACCAGUCCCGGAAGAGAGCUGGGGAUGAGCUGGCUUAUAACAGCUCCUCAGCAUGUGCGAGUUCCAGAGGGUACAGAUAGUGACUGUGUUGAAUGUACUUUCCUUCCUGCCACAAGGACACACUGGAGCUGCAGAGACUUUUCCGAGCACAGCGGGUCCUGCACUCAGGCGCUCUCACACGGCUGCUCUCAGAAGAGGAUGUCGGACUUCUUACUUUGAUUCGUAAUUUUAAAAAACAAAACAAAAUUUUAACUAACAAAAUAACUGUCAGUUGCUGCUAGACUUGGGGAUUUUUGAAAUGGGACAAUCUUUUAAUGAAAUCUAUUAAUCCAUGAGGAACAGGCAUCUUGAAAAGUGACCGUUGCUAAGUGAAAUCCGACAGCCGGAAUCAGCAGCUUCCUCCACAAAUACAAGAGCAGAAGAAUCUCUUACAGCGCUGUUCUGCUCAUGUGUGGGCUCGGCGCUCGGCAUACUGGUUUCACACAUCAGGAUACCUUCAGCUUUAAAACCAAGCGGAUCAUUACAAUACAGUAUUUUUCACCCCUAACCAAAACGAACUCCUUGAAAAGAGUUGGUCUUUGUUUAGAUUAGGAAGUCUUGUGAAAGGAAAAUGCUAGUUCUGCUUUUGCUAUACCUUCUUCCCCAUUAGUUCACAACUUUUUUCUACUGUGCCUUGAGCUUUGUGCACUUUGCAACUCUGUGACCAUGUUGUCACACUCACAGAUGCUUCCUGAAAAAGCUUAUGGUAUCAUGGAGUAACCCUCCAAGAUGCCAGGAGUGGCUUCCUAGCAGGAUGCUGAGUGAGUGGGAAAAUGAAACGGCACCUGUUGGUCAGAUUGCCCCCCGCCUCACCAUGGCAUAUUCAUGUUAAUGUCAGGGACCAACUCUUAUAGAACUUUUCCAUUCCCUCUACCACUUAACAUGAUCUCACCAGCUGCUGUGGUAUUGGCAUCGCGCUGGUCCAGGCGUGGCCAGCACUUCAGCAAUAACGCUCCCCUUUCAAUGUUGAGAAUCAUCCAACAGUAAAAGCUGGCUCCGGCGAUGCUCUAGGAAACGGAUAUGGUUAUUAAAUCCCAAUAUAAUCAGUGGCGUGGGAUUCCUGAUCCAUUUCAUCUUAAAUGGGUAGGAUAGGUACUUUCUAUUAAAGUCUGUAGUCUGCAUCUUGUAAACAUUGUAUCUAAGUCUGAAAAGAAGUAGCACUGCUGCGGUUUUGAGGCCCCCUUCCAGCUGUGGCCAAGCUGUUUUGUUUUCUACACCCACAGUGCUAUUUAGUUGUUUAGACUCUGAAGCUUUUUCUAGCUGUUCUUGAAAGGCAAAGGAAAAUAGAAAGAUGUGGCAAACGGGAAAAAAUUUUGUUCUCAAUUCUGCUUGACUCUACAUUGAGCAUUAUGCUUGAGUCUCUUAGGCUAUGUCAGACUAAUGGUCACCUCUUCAGAGAACUUGGAGCAGAAAAAGAAGACAUUAGGGAUACUGUCACACUUCUGAUUUGCAGGGUUUUUUAAGAGUUGCCUCUGCCAAUUCAGUUUGUUUCUUUUUAGGGGGUGGGAGAGUUAGAAGUGUGAUCUUAGGAGCACGUAAGUCAUCUAAUAGAAGUCCUCUGUUUGUGAAAUUAUUACUCAGAGAAGUAAAAGUAAAGGUGGUCAGAUUUUAUUUUUCUAAGUACUUGUCAGCCAGAGUUGAUAGAUUUUGUGGAGGAUUUGAGUUAGGCUCAUUAAUUCUGUGAGUAUUUUGGAUUGUAUUGCUGAACACUGAAUUACUGUAAGAAUAUAUACGGGCUCUCCCUAUGCCCUGAAUAGUUUGAUUUGCUGCACCAGUAACAUUCUAGUAUCAAGGAAAAAUUCCAUUUUACCAUGAAGGCCAAAUUUUACUUUCUCAAUGGACUGCUUGCUGCAGGCUUAUAAAUAACACUUGCAACUAAAGUCUCUCCUGAGUGGUUUUAAUAAUAUUUCUGCAGGAAUAAAAUUGGAUUUUUAAGAAAAAUGUUGAUAGGUUCUUCAGUAAUUUAAUAAUAUACCCAGAUGCUUUUCUGGGAGAGACUAUUGUUUGGCCAACAACAGAACUUUCCCUAUAAAAGCAUUGUAUUAUGAUGUGAAUUGGCAUUAAAACCGUUGGAUGUUUUUGCAUUAUUAAGUUAAUGGAGAAAUAUUUUAUAUUGUCUUCUUUUUAUUAUAUGUGUAAACAAAAAGUGGGCAAAGUCUGCGAAACGUAGUUUCUCUAAAGUUUUGGGCAGUGACUGUAGCCAGCCCUGGGCCAGGGCUUGGUCCUGCAAAGCCGGAGGGAAGGCGCUGUAGGAGGAACUACACGCUCUCCUGGUGCACGUGACCAGUGGUUUCUCAUUCUCACCCCCGAGGUACAUUGCAGUAUGAAGAACCCAUUUCUUUAUUUCAAGCCAAAGUUGACCUUGCUUAUUUAAUUGGAAUUCUUAGCUAAAUUCUUAGUUUGCAACAUGAGAAGAAAUAAGAUUUGUCCUCCAUUUUUGUUUUGACGAAGCAUUGUUGGCCAGAAAGUAUUUUCUCAUGUUUACCUGUAUUCUUGCCAGGAUAGUAUAUCGUUUCUCCACCAGUUGACUUUUGUGGGGCCCAAGUCAGAAAAUUGUACAUGCAGGUCGAUGGUCAACAAGUUGAUUUGGCUAAAUUGACUAGUGUGUGUGUGCAGCCUAAAUCUAAACCAUCAACAAGAAAGCCAGUCCAAUCACAUUGAAGUCAUGGCAUGAAAAAGUAUGAGCAGAUGAUAAUGGUUUUGAGAGACGGUACUUAUUUUAAAGUUGGCUUGAAUCUUCAGUAACAGUGUCAUCCGAUGCCCUCUGUUGUCACAGCUGUACCCUAGCCCACCAACUACUUUGUUUUUUGUGGGGCAGAAAGCAAACCCUGACAUAUAUAGUUCUUACGUAGAAUCUGAGAAGAAACACCGACCUGGAUGCAGGAGUCGUGCGUUACUACAUUUUACAUUUUUCCUGUUCCUCUUACAAGUUUGAGGCAGCUCCCCUCCAUUUCUUUGGGGUACAGGAUGAAAACCUAUUUGUGAGUAAGAGAGAUUGCAGAAGAAUGGACGCCAAAGUCCCCAGCACUGCAGCCCCCUCACGCUGCCGGUGCCCUUGCCCAUGCUUCUCGUCGGGUAGCAGAUUUGCACACACAAAGAAUUCCUCAGGAAGAGUUUGCACAUACAUCACCUUGCAAUAUUCUGUACUGACUGCACAGGGAUUCGAACGUCCUUCAGCACAAAGAGAACUUGGGAGUGGCGAUCGGUGCACACGCGCUAGCCAGAGGUAUGGUAACCCAGGGACACGAUGGUUUUUACAGGUAUGAAGUGAGCAGGAGCACUUGUAUCAUAGUCUUUAAUAAACCCUUUACUCUCCCGGGGUAACCUUCCAGGUUGGUCGUCAUCUUAUGGAGGCUGGCUGUAAUUUCUUCUGUAUUUAUUCUGUUUUAUCACAAUUAUUUUCGUGAUUAUCAUGCAAGAUUUAUUGCCCUUAAGCCAAAAGUCAAUUGUUUAGUAAGCAGCUGUUGUAAAAAUGACUGAACAUUGUUUUAGGAGUAUACACUAAUCUGAGAUAUUAAAAACUUUACAACUAAAAAAACCAACACAAGAUAACCCACAUUAGCUAUCCAGUCACUUAGGAUGUUUUCAGUUGGUUUUUCAUGGUGUCUCAUUGAGCUUCAGAGUAUAUGUUUACUUUACUCCAAGGCAAGGCCUCUUAAGGGGACUUUGAAGUUGAAGGUCAGAAUGUGAAUUCCGUGACUGACACCCGUAAGAGGUUUAUAGGACCUUUUUCAUUGUGUUACUGUUUUCAAUAUAAUCGCAUAAGAUGACGUUUAUGUUUAUUGGAAGUUAAAAAUAGUAGUUCAUGGAGAAAUGGAUUUCUUAUUAUUUUUAUUACGUUGUUGACAUUUGCCUCAGUUUCUGGCCACCAGAAUAUAGGGUGGGACAAAAGUGGGUUUACCAUUGUUUGGAAAGUACUAUAGUAAUUAGUAAAUACUAAAAUAAUUAAUUAUAAAUAAAUUCGGUUUCGCAUACCCACAACUGUAAACUUGCUUUUGCCCCACCCUGUAUAUGAAAGAACCCCUAUUAUUUUCCAAGGAAAAUGAUUCCUCAUCUGUCUCUACUGUUUUAGAACUAAGUCAUUGACAUGUUCCCUCCUCCACUGGCCAAGCCCCUGUUUUGAAUCUCUUUCCACAGCCGAGUGGCAUAAGUGCAUACACUAUUUCUGCUUAUGUGGAUGUGGCUGUGGGAGAAUUACAGACAAUGCUGAUCAGAGGCACAUUAAGACCCUGCACCCCUGCUGGUUGGGAAUGAUCUUCAUUUCUGGUUGGACUGGAUUCUUUAGGGAAAUGUUAACGGCUUCCAAUUCUGGGAAAUUUAUAGUGUGGCUCUGGGGUGGAUUCUGUGGUUUGAAAAAAAUAAAUAUUUUGUAUUGAU
Messenger RNA from Myotis myotis, 5522 nucleotides. RefSeq names its product CDK2 associated cullin domain 1 (gene CACUL1). Gene Ontology annotation, molecular function: ubiquitin protein ligase binding. The transcript has 8 exons. The record is from RefSeq and is a predicted model, not a curated record. Bases 234 to 1325 code for a protein of 363 amino acids. Lineage: Eukaryota; Metazoa; Chordata; Mammalia; Chiroptera; Vespertilionidae. Gene Ontology annotation, biological process: ubiquitin-dependent protein catabolic process.